Molecule: messenger RNA, 2910 nt
Organism: Cydia pomonella (codling moth)
Lineage: Eukaryota; Metazoa; Arthropoda; Insecta; Lepidoptera; Tortricidae
Product: ecdysone oxidase-like
Exons: 5
Coding region: 792-2750 (652 amino acids)
Molecular function (GO): flavin adenine dinucleotide binding; ecdysone oxidase activity
Source: RefSeq, a predicted model, not a curated record
UGAUCAUUGUCAAGAGGGCGCUGUUAUUCUUAUAUACAGGGUGAUAGUUCAGUUAAGUAUGAUAAAUUAAGUUCUAAUGAAAUUCCGCAAUAUGUGGCGUGAUCAUAUAUUACUGGCCAGGUUUUAUAUGUUUUUUGUUAUGAAAUAAACAGUUUUUUUUUAUGUAUUAAUUAUUUUAAUUAUUUAGUGGCAAAAGAAGCGAUACUGUCAUAUUCCUCUUAAAAUAUCCACGUUACCAAGUACAAUAAGUAGAUAUAACUAUGAGCAGUGUACUUAAGAUAAAAACCCGACCUUCGCACGAAUAAUCAUAAUAAGCAGGAGUAGAAGGCUAAUUCCAACUUACAUUCCGAUGUCAAAAUUGUGCAAUUUUGUUAUCAUUCGUCUGUGCAUUACGCUCACACCAGUUAAGUAAAUGUACAAACAAGUACGAGCGAAAUUCACGCGCGAAUUAUAACAAAAUGAAAUCAUUUUUAUAUCAAAAUGUAACUUCGAAUUGACCUCCUGUAUUUAGAUUUUAAAGCUACGAUAAUAAUUUGAUUGCAUUUUCAGUCUCUCGUCUCGAUAUAUGAAAGCGGUACCUAUGCGCUUUCCUAAGAUUGAAAUAAAAUUUGUGGCAUAUAUAUAAUCGAAAGGAACUUUUGUUAUUUUAUUAUGCGAGCUUGCAUGCUUACGCUCACUUUCUUUAGCGCGUAGCCCCAGACGUGGGACUUCCAAGCAUACGUUUUCACAAUUAAUGGAUGUUAUAUUGAUAUUGAAGUGUCGUUUCAGAAUACAUCGCAAGUGUAAAUUGUAUGCUUAUCAAUUAUAUGCUAAAUAAUCAUAACGCACGUAAUUACAUUUUUGUUCUUCUAGUUCCAGAAGGUAUCCAGCCCACGGACGCGGCUAAGGGUAAAUAUAACGGUCCGGUAAAUCGCAGUGAAAUCAAUAACAUGCAGUACAACAUGGCAGUAGUUCUUAAAAUAUUAGUUUUUGCUGCAAUUGUUGCUGCUGCCAACUGCGAGAUCACCGAAAACUGGCCACCAAACGCAAUUGUGCAUGAUUUCGAGCAAUUUGACUUCAUUAUAAUCGGCGCAGGAUCAGCCGGCAGUGUGGUCGCAAACAGACUCAGCGAGGUAGAGCAAUGGAAAAUAUUGCUCAUCGAGGCUGGAGGUGAUCCACCGGUGGAGAGCAUUAUCCCCGCAUUAUAUACCCAGUUACAAAAUACGGAAUACGAUUGGAAUUAUACUACAGUUAAUACUGGAAAAACGAAUCAAGCCAAUGUAAAUGAAACAGUGCAUUGGCCGCGAGCAAAAAUGUUAGGGGGAUGUAGCAGUAUGAACGUCAUGAUCUAUGUCAAAGGCAACGACGCUGAUUUCCAAAGAUGGUAUGAUCAAGGAAAUAAGGAAUGGCACCCAAAAAUUGUUCGUGAAUAUUACAAGAAAGCUGAAUCUUUCCAGGACAUAAAUGGAUUGAAGAAUCCUGCCGUUAAAAGGUCUUAUGGACAAAAUGGGCCUUUAGGCAUUAAUUAUUUUAACAGUACAUCUGAAGAGCUCACGCAGUCAAUAUUAGGUGCAUGGGAUGAAAUUGGAUUUAAGGCAGUCGCCGAUAUCAAUGAACGAAACGUUUUAGGAGCCGGCCCUUAUGGAGGAACAGCAGUUAACGGGCGAAGAGAGAGUACAGCGAAGGCCUAUUUGAAUCCAAUACAGAACCGAGAAAAUUUCAAAUUAUUAAAAAAUACCUUAGUUACAAAAAUAAUAAUAGACGACAUAAGUUUAACAGCCAAAGGAGUAAAGGUGGAAAUUAAUAAAAAAGAAAUGAUUUUUUAUGCAAAACGUGAAGUUAUAUUGAGCGCUGGGGCAAUUAAUACCCCCCAAUUAUUGAUGUUGUCUGGUAUUGGUCCUAGAAGCCACUUAAAAUCCAAGGGAAUUACCAGUCUAAUAAAUUCACCGGCUGUAGGUCAAAAUCUCCAGGACCAUAUUUACGUACCAGUUAUAAUCUUCGGAAACCAUCCUGGAGAAGAAGACUCGACAUAUAACGAGCUUCAGUAUCAGAUCUAUCUUAAAAAUAGUACUGGUUACUUCGCAUCAAAUACUAUACAAAAUGUACUUUCGCUUUAUGGCCGUUCGAUAGAUUCAAAAUUUCCACAAUUUCAAAAUCUUGUAGGCGUAUUUCCGAAAAACUCCAAAAAGGUAAAACUUUAUUUUAAAAGUCUAUACAAAUCUGUGGUAGUUGACUCCAUAGUCAAAAAUAGUAAAGAUAACGCUCUUUAUUUGUAUCUUUUUCAUAAUUUGCAUCCGUAUUCGAAAGGAAAUAUUUCUCUAAGUACAAGUGAUCCAAAAGAUGCCCCUCUUAUAUACGCUAAUUAUUUUGACGAUCCGAGAGAUUUGCAGGCUACAUCUGAUGGGAUUCGAAUGUUGACGAAAAUAGUUAGGACUUCAUAUUUUACAUCCAUCAACGGAUUUUUGGGCAGACUAAAAUGGCCAGCUUGUGAUAGUUUCGAUCUUGACAGUGAAGAGUAUUGGAAGUGCAUAGCUAUUAAUAUGGUGUUGACUAUAUAUCAUCCUGUAGGCACUGCCCGAAUGGGUACUUCUCAUAAAACUUCAGUAGUUGAUAGUCGUCUUAAAGUAUACGGUGUUGGUAAACUUCGAGUAAUAGAUGCUAGUAUAAUGCCAACGUUAACAAGUGGUAACACAAAUGGACCAACAAUAAUGAUAGCAGAACGCGCAAGUGAUUUAAUAAAAGAGGACCAUUUACCUAAUAUCAACCAAUAGUAAAUAAAACAAAAUUUAAAAACUUAUUUUCUUCAUCAAAAUUAUUAAAAAUUCACACAUUCAUAUUAUUAUAGUUAUAAGGACAACAUAAAGGGACUCUUAUAAACCAAAAGUAUGUUUGUUUAAAAAUAAGCUAAUGCAUUCAAUAAAGUAUUUUGUU